AUGGAGUACGAAUACCGCACCGCAGGUGCGACGGCGAACCGAGCGAAUGCGGAUGCAACGAUAUCAGCGAAAACCCUCGAAACACUGACACGUCGGUUGGCAAAGAUUAUACCGAAACCGAAGCCUGUGACCGAAGAUACGGCCCCGCAAGAUGAUACACCACCUCGCGAGAUGCCUACGGAGAUGGCAGCAAGAAGUAGAGAGCGGAGUCGGUCCAUGAUACAACGCUUGUUGGCUUCGUAUGUGCGCCGCAAACGGGGUGUACCAAGUGAGCCUAUCGAUAAACCUCUUGGUACGGUACCUACCGCGAAGGCGCCUCGUGAUCCGGGUCCACCGGAUCUACCGCCGAUGUGCCCCCCAGAAUCGGACGGGCAGCGUCCCCAAGAUCUCGAUGUUACUAUGGCGGAGAGCACGGUUACGUUCGGGAACACUAUGUGCUUGAAUGAUUUAAAUGGAGGGGCAGUUACUCCGCCUCCCUGUGCCGCUAGUGUACCUAUUCCAGCGGAUCUAGCCAAGGCAAUUGAGGAAGAGCUUAAGGCCUCGUCUGGAGUUAUCGACGUUUCCGACACGGGUGCCUCUAGUUUAUUAACACGUCCUACCGCUAGCAUGGGUGGUCUCUGUACGCAGGUAGCGGUCCGGUCCCCGAUGGAACAAUGUCGCGCUCCCGAUCCUCACGAUCAGACUUUACGCGCAACAAGGAUUCGCAAAAUUCCAGAUAGCGCAUCUGCUGCGGUGGAGGCUGCUGCAGUGCCGGAGAGCAUGAAACAAAUUUCAUUAAACACAGCGGCUAUUGGCAAAUGGGUUAGCCUGCACAAAGCGAUGGCUGCACUACCGACUACAAUGCCAGUUGGACCUAAGGGACAAAUGGCCUGGAUAAACGCGUGCUCCUUGGACUUGGCGGGACUCGUCUGUGGACUACCUUAUCCUGUUGCUUACCUUGCCUCGAUGUCGGGUGAAACCCUACGGUCUUUUGGACAUUCCAUCAACAGUUAA
Peronospora matthiolae is the source of this 993-nucleotide messenger RNA. The record is from the annotation of a GenBank genome assembly. NCBI's taxonomy places the organism in Eukaryota, Oomycota, Peronosporomycetes, Peronosporales, Peronosporaceae.